Molecule: messenger RNA, 2729 nt
Organism: Tarenaya hassleriana
Lineage: Eukaryota; Viridiplantae; Streptophyta; Magnoliopsida; Brassicales; Cleomaceae
Exons: 8
Coding region: 139-2535 (798 amino acids)
Molecular function (GO): nucleic acid binding
Source: RefSeq, a predicted model, not a curated record
GUCGGCGUAAACGCAUCCCAGCAAAAAAAACCACUGGGGAAGCAAACGAGGUGUCGAAGAACACACAACUCUCUGAAGAAUAUGGUUCAAUUUUGAUUCUCCACGUACUGGGUUUUAGCGUUUUCCGUGGAUUAAGUCAUGGGUGAUCGGGGAAGGAGGAGAUCGAGCGGUGGCUCUGGUAAAAGCAGGACUACAAAUCAGGGGAGGAGCUCGAGAUCGAACGCUAAAUCGGCUUCUUCAUCGUCGAAUCGUCGUCGCCGGAGUUCUUUGUUCGUCGAGGGAGGUAUCCUCUCCGAUUUCCGGCGAGAUUCGACUCCGUUUUCGCCUUCUCGAGGAGGAAACUCUCAGAGAAAGGGCUCGAAACAUGGAACUUCGGAUCGUGCAAAAGCUUCUGCUUCAACAACAACUGGUCCUAGAAAUUGCAAUAGCAAUGCUUUUGGGUAUCAGUAUCCUUCCAUGGAUGUUCAGGGAUUGGAGGGAGAAUCGGGCAAUGCAGGCAAUUAUAGCUGUGAUAAGUUGGAUGAAUCAAAUCCCAUGGUUUUGGUUGAGUCGAAGGAGAACAAAAUUGUCGCGUACCUGGACCGAGGACCGUCAUCAUCAUCGAAAGAUAUUGAUGUAAACUAUGCUUAUGAGUACAACACACCGGGUUUUGUAUUGGGUGAUGGCUCUCACAGAGGAUUGGGAUUUUGUGAUGAGUCUGAUGCUGGACAGAGUGGCACUGUUUCCACCUCAAAGCCGUCAGGAGACCAAGCAGGUUCAAGUUUUGCUUCUUUGCCCACGGAAGAGGUCGAUGCUGAGGAGGAAUCUGAUGAUGAGGUUAACCUUAGCGAAGAUGAGGUGACACCUAAUGUAGUCAAACCAUCCAGGAGGAAUUCGGGUUUCAUCUCCAUCGGAGGGAUGAAAUUGUACACUGAAGAUAUAUCUGAUGAAGAGAGUGAUGGAGAAGAAGGGAUACUCGAUGGUGAUGAUGUGGCAUCCGGAGAUGAAGAAAGCACUGAAUCUUCGGAUCAGGGUGGACAGUCUGAAUCAUCGGCCACCGACAGCUCAAAGGACAUGUUUGGUAGUGAUUCAGACAUUGUUGAAGAUGUAGCAGAAGAUUACUUGGAAGGAAUUGGGGGCAGUGAGAAAGUUUUGGAUGCCCGUUGGUUGGCUGAACAAUCUUUGGAUCAGUUAGAUUUGUCAGAUGAUGAAAGUUCUUCAGAAGGUUCUUCUGAUGAGAGUACAGAGAAAUUGAGCGAUAUUGCCCUACAAAAUGCAUCGAGGGAAUAUGGUAUGAAGGAAUCGGCAAGAAGCCACUCCUCCAGGCACGGUAGGGAUUCUCGUGCAUUGCCUUUUGAUGACCUUAUGUUUGUAAAGGAUCCGAGAAGUCUCUCUGGUAAGAAGACGAAGAAGAUUCAUUCAGCUACGUUUCCUCAAUCUUGGCCUUCAUAUGCCCAAAAGAGCAAGAAUUCCCGUAGAUUUCCUGGUGAGAAAAAGAAGCAUCGCAAAGAAAUGAUUGCUGUGAAGCGUCGUGAGAGAAUGCUGCAGCGUGGUGUUGAUCUCGCCCAAAUAAAUUCCAAACUGGAGCAAAUCGUUGCAGAAGGUGUUGAUAUGCACUGUUUCCAACGUAUGCAUCAUCGGGACUGUUCUCAGGUACGCCGAUUAGCAGACGUAUACCGUUUAUCUAGUAGCUGCAAUGGUUCUGGAAAGAAAAGCUUUGUCAUGGUGACCCGUACAUAUCAGACAUGCCUGCCAUCUGCAAGCGAUAAACUUCGUAUCGAGAAGCUGAUAGGAGCAGGGGACGACGAUUUCGAUUUUGCUGUCAACGUAGGAGGAGCAAAUGCAAAAUCAGCUUGUGGAAACGGGAAGAAAACGAAGGACUCGGGCAAGAAGCAAAACAUCGGACAAAGCAGGAGGAAGAUUCCGUUGGCUGAUCAACCCGUGUCUUUCGUGUCGAGCGGUGUAAUCAAUUCUGAAACGGUUGGUACUGAAGCCUCUCGGGAAAAAGAUCCAAAACAGGUGGUGGCUGAACCUUCAGGAGCGUCAAGUGCAGCGAAUUUCGGAGCAUUUGAGGUACACACUAAAGGAUUUGGAUCCAAAAUGAUGGCUAAGAUGGGAUACAUAGAAGGAGCUGGUUUAGGAAAAGAUGGUAAAGGACUGGCACAACCAAUAGAAGUGGUUCAACGCCCAAAAUCCCUAGGGUUAGGUCUAGAUUUCUCCCCGAGCGUCGAAGAAAACCAACCGAGCUCAUCAAGCGGUAGCGGUAGAAGGAAGGGGAAUUCCUCAGGGAAGGAUCCGAAACACGAAAAGGGGGUCUCGGGCUCAUCGAGAAGCGGAGGAGGAGGAGGAGGAGGUAAAGGGUUUGGAGCUUUUGAGCAGCACACAAAAGGGUUUGGCUCUCGGAUGAUGGCGAAGAUGGGUUUCGUCGAAGGGACGGGUUUGGGGCGAGACUCGCAAGGUAUGACUAACCCGCUGUUUGCGGUUAGGCGCCCGAAAGCUCGAGGGUUGGGCGCGGAAGGUAAGGGUUCGAAGGUAAGUAACAAGAGCGGCAAGUGAUAAUAACGUAUAAUAUGCAAGUGCUAUCAUAUAGUUUAUGAAGUAAAUUAUUAUAUCAAAAUGCUACAAAUACAUGUUUUCACUUGUUAAGAGUAGCAAAUCUGGGAAAAACCAUGAAAGGGAUAUUGUCUAUUUCUUGAGUAGAAAGUGACUUGCUUUCUUGUCUUCAAUUUCAACGGCUCGUAUAUUCUCUA